AUGCAGGACAGGACAGGAUAUGCCUUGGAUCAAAGAAAGGCUUAUGGCAUGCUCAAUCGUUCAAAGCCAAAGGACAUGGACAUGGACAUGGACAUGGACAUGAACAGGAACAUGGAAGGCCCCAUUUGUGUGCAAUGCAUCCUCAAGAUUCCAAGACUGUGUAUGGAUUGUAAAGAGACAAAACCGCUCGACCAGUUUUCCGAGGACCAAUGGCACUACAACCUGCUCUGUGAUGGGCUGACAAUGGAGACAUACCAGUCCAAACCGUUUUGCUUGCCCUGUGAUGUGGUCAAAGCCAAGGAAGACGAGGAAAAGCGCAAAGCAGAAGAGGCCAAAGCAAAGGAAGAAGAGGAACAGCGCAAAGCAGAAGAGGCCAAAUUCAAGGAUUUUAUGUUGAAGCAAAAGCCCAAAGCAGCUUGUGAACAUCCAAUCAUGAGGAAACACAACGUUCACUUUUACGAACUUCCCAAGUUGGACUCUCACCAAUGUGACCCAAUAUAG
Molecule: messenger RNA, 501 nt
Organism: Seminavis robusta
Lineage: Eukaryota; Bacillariophyta; Bacillariophyceae; Naviculales; Naviculaceae
Source: the annotation of a GenBank genome assembly